Haliotis rubra (blacklip abalone) is the source of this 768-nucleotide messenger RNA. Its product is annotated as 1-deoxyxylulose-5-phosphate synthase YajO-like. Lineage: Eukaryota; Metazoa; Mollusca; Gastropoda; Lepetellida; Haliotidae. The record is from RefSeq and is a predicted model, not a curated record. The transcript is spliced from 5 exons. The coding region runs from base 50 to 739 and encodes 229 amino acids.
GGAUGGGUGUCCGAGUGGGGUAGUAGCUAAUACCCGUCCAUCAACAAAGAUGGCUACUGUACCCGAGGAGUGUAAACUUUCCUACAACUUCUUGGGAAGGUCUGGCCUGAACGUCGCCAACAUGUGUCUCGGCACGGGGACGUUUGGGAAUCCUGGGGGUAGCAGACCCAGUCAGGCCUCAGAGGAAUACUCCCACCAGCUACUUGAGCGCUACGUCCAGUGGGGAGGGAACUUCAUCGACACUGCGGACGUUUACUCGCAAGGAUUGUCAGAGAAGUUCCUCGGAUCCUGGUUAACAAAACAAUCACGUGACCAGUUUGUUAUUGCAACAAAGGUUAGAGGAAUCGUGCCAAGUGGGGUUGGUCUCAGUCGUCGCCAUAUUGUCCAGAAUAUUCAGAACAGUCUCGAGAGACUCCAGACAAACUAUGUGGAUCUGUACCAGAUGCAUUGUUGGGAUGAUGGAACUCCCAUCGAAGAAACACUCCGUACGUUCCAUGACCUUGUUCGGUGUGGGAAGGUGCUCUACGUCGGUGCCAGUAACGUGGUGGGCUGGCAGCUACAGAAGAUAGCAUGUACCACAGACAAGCUGGGCAUCAACCCCUUCAUUAGCUUACAGCGACCUCGUUCACUGACACCUGCGGUCGCUGCUUCUUGCACGUGCGUAUGCCAAUACACCUUCACAUCAGAACAAAAUGUGGAAGAUGAGCGACAAGCAUGGGAUGUUGAAGACCAAUUCUAACCCGGAUCUUUACGAGUGAAUGCAAGAGG